This is a messenger RNA of Alternaria hordeiaustralica, 876 nucleotides long. RefSeq lists its product as uncharacterized. The transcript is spliced from 2 exons. Bases 1 to 876 code for a protein of 291 amino acids. Lineage: Eukaryota; Fungi; Ascomycota; Dothideomycetes; Pleosporales; Pleosporaceae. The record is from RefSeq and is a predicted model, not a curated record.
AUGUGGACCUCUAACAACCCAAAGUUGCUGCUCCUUACGAUAUCAGGACUCCUCACCACAGCGGUCGUCAAUGCGCAAAACUCCUCCUGUCGAGGCUUUUUCGACGAAUUCACGGCCGUGAACUCAACCGGCCAGCACGAAUUUACUUGGAACUCCUCCUACGCCGGCGACGACCCGUGGUAUGUCUCUGUCAUCGUCGGAUCUCGCUAUGACGAUGUCAGAGGACAUGUUUACAUCUCCGUACCUGGAAACGUGCCCAACGGUACCGAGCUCUGCAAGUAUCAGUACAGCAACAUCAAUGCGACGUUAGAAGCCGGAGGGGAGAAUAGCUGUAGCGGUGUGAUCAGCUCCGACUGCAUGGACCACCUAAACAAGGCACUUAGUGAUACCUCUGGUGCCUCGAAUUACUGUCCUAGUAAAGAUACUUCGUCCGUAUCAGAUGAGUUCAAGAAGGCGUGUCCAAUGUUGAGUGGCGGUUCACACAUUCGCACAGACACAGUCCGUCAAGACGUGACCAACAGCACGUGCGCCUACAACAACAUGCCCGAGGAGGUGCAAAUUCCAGACAAUUACAACACGUUCGGGACAAAUGCAGGCGUCAGCCCGUCCGAUAACUUCUACGCCCCUGCGAAUGAGACGUAUGAUCUCUUAGUGCGCCAGACGAUUCCAGUCGUGCUACUGGGACGAUUUGUUGACCCAGACUCGAAUCUGGUGCAGACCAGCGUCGAGUUCGUGUGUAUGAAUGCGAACGACACCGUGGAGGGAAGCCGUGUACCGGAGGAGCAGACGCCGUGGGAUAGUGCUGGGGCUGAUAUCAGUGCUAGGAUGGUGGGAUGGGCGGCCGGUGUGAUGACAGCGGUGAUGCUGGUGUUGUAA